AUGAUGCAACCGUCGUCGGAUAGCUCGGUGUCAUACCACUACUUAGCCGACGACUUGAAUCUGACUUCCGGGCCUGAAGAAUACCGCUGGGCUCUCCGGUGCGUCACUUUGCUGGCUGGGUGUAAUACUGACGACGUUCGCUGUACUCUGGGGGAGUUCACGUUGGGUCAGUGCAAUGGGAAAUACGAAGCGCUGUCCUACACUUGGGGCGAUCCGAAUGACACGACUCAGAUCUAUCUUGACGAGGAGCCCUUCAGCGUCACGGCAAACCUCAAAAGUGCGCUGCAUUGUCUGCGCCUGCUUGACAAAUACCGAUUGCUGUGGACGGAUUCGAUUUGCAUCAAUCAGGACAAUGUCUCAGAAGUCAACAUCCAGGUUCAAAGAAUGUGGGCCAUCUACAAGUAUUCUUCGAGGGUAGUUGUUUUCCUCGGAAGGGAGGCGAAAGGCACAACAAGCGUUGCUGGCCUGCUCACAAGGCUAACAGUAGAUGUUUCGCCAAAAGACUAUCGAGCUAUCACUUCAAUUCUUCAAGACAAAUCUGAAGCAGCCUCGUGGAAAGCUUUGGACGAACUCAUGAAACGGCCCUGGUGGAGCAGAGCAUGGAUCGUCCAGGAAUUCGCUGUGCAUCGAGAGGUUGUCUUCAUAUGCGGGACAGUUGAGAUUCCCGAAAGCAUUUUUGGAAGUGCACUUGAAAUCUUGGUCGGCUACAGAUUCAACGCCAUCGUGCCCAAGCCGCUACAGUACUUCGUCCGGCACAUAGCUUCAACACCCAUCAGUCAUCUAUGGACUGUCAGAAGGGCGUACCAGAAAUACGGCUUAGACGAAAGAAUGCGACAUCCGGCAAAUAUGCUGUACCGGUUCCGUGACUUCGAAUCUUUCGAUCCCGGGGAUAAGGUUUACAGUCUUUUUCGCCUCAUGGGUGAGGACGCUGAUCUGAAACCAAAUUACAAUAGGUCGGUGCAAGAACUUUACAAAGACGUGCUGAAGACAUUCGAUCACGAGAUUUUCCACGACAACGCCGUUGUCUUCCGCCGCCUUGAAGCCAUCGAGACUGAAAUAUUAAGGCGCUUGAAGGCCAACUCUGGGGCCGAAAAGAAGCCCUGGUCUUCACUAGACUCCUUACGCGCAACGCUCGUCGGAUCUCGAAUAAGGAAGAAAGGGCCGUCUCAAAAGGCCACAGUUCUCAGCCCCUCUGACGCCGGUAAUCUUUGGCAUGUCUGGUACGAACACAUGAGGAACCAGACUUCAAACGAGUUGCGUUGA
This is a messenger RNA of Colletotrichum gloeosporioides, 1263 nucleotides long. RefSeq lists its product as uncharacterized. Bases 1 to 1263 code for a protein of 420 amino acids. The transcript has 2 exons. The record is from RefSeq and is a predicted model, not a curated record. Lineage: Eukaryota; Fungi; Ascomycota; Sordariomycetes; Glomerellales; Glomerellaceae.